This is a messenger RNA of Cokeromyces recurvatus, 435 nucleotides long. Its product is annotated as mediator complex, subunit Med6. Gene Ontology annotation, biological process: regulation of transcription by RNA polymerase II. The record is from RefSeq and is a predicted model, not a curated record. Gene Ontology annotation, cellular component: core mediator complex; mediator complex. Gene Ontology annotation, molecular function: transcription coactivator activity. NCBI's taxonomy places the organism in Eukaryota, Fungi, Mucoromycota, Mucoromycetes, Mucorales, Mucoraceae. The transcript has 3 exons. The coding region runs from base 1 to 435 and encodes 144 amino acids.
AUGCAACAUAUAACUGCAACUGAAGAUUUAACAAGUGUAGAAUGGCGUGAUACAAAUUGGUUAGAGAGAAUGGGUGGUUUUCAAAAUCAACAAAUGGUAUUAGAUUAUUUUGCAUUAUCUCCGUUUUGGGAUAGACAUUGUAAUAAUCAAGUUCUGGCAAUGCAAACUCAAUAUAAUGAUCUAAGACAACCAUAUGAAGUAACAUUAGAAGCUCUUCGUAAAAUGACAGGUAUUGAAUUUGCAGUGGUUCAUGAGCAGCCGCCUAUUUGGGUUAUUCAAAAAAGAUAUAGACGUGGACCACAACAUGAUGAUGUUAAUCCGAUCGCUACUUAUUAUAUAAUGGGUGCCAAUGUAUACCAAUCACCAACUAUUUAUUCUGUUAUUGCAAAUAGACUGGUAAGCACAUCAAAAGCAAUACUUGAACGAGUACGCUAA